AUGUUUAACUCACCAUCACUUGUUCGAAAUCAAAAGAAAACAUCCGCUAAUCAGGGAAAAAUCUCAUGUGAACAUGUUCAUUAUAAAAGAUGUAUGUUACUUUUGGCUUGUGUCAUAUUAAUUCCGAUAGCUAUUACUGUUCCAAUGGUUCUCGUCAACAAGAAAAAGGCGAACAGCAGUACAACACCAUCAUCGACAUCGACAACAGAAGCUCCAUUAUACAAUAUUAUUACAAAUACAACAAAAUGGAAACAAAAUGGAAUAACUAUUUUUCAGGCAGUUGAUUUUGAUGAAGGAACGGGUGAUUUAAGUUCUAUGGAUAUAGAUAAUAAUGGAACUAUUUAUAUGGCUGAAACAAUGAAAGAUCGUAUUAUAGAAAUAAAAUUCGGUGAAACUGGUUUUUCAAUUAUUAAUGGUAGUGAUGAUGUGCAUCAGUUAUUUCGUCCAACUGAUGUUAUUGUUGAUCAAAAAACAGAUUCAAUCAUUAUCUGUGACGCAGGAAAUAGGCGAAUACUUCGAUGGUCUCGUCAAAAUAUAUCAAAUAGAGAAAUAGUUAUUUCGAACGUUUAUUGUAUUGGUUUAGCAUUGGAUGAUGAUGGAUAUCUUUAUGUUAGUAUUAGUGAAUUGGGCAAACAUGAAAUCAGACGAUGGAAUCUUGGAAUUAAUCGUACAAGCACUCUCAUUGCAGGUGGAGGGACAUCCGAAGAUCAUUUUGCACAACUCAAAAUGCCAAAUUUUCUGUUUAUUGAUGAAGAUUAUUCUUUAUAUGUGGCAGAUACACAGAAUCAUCGUGUGAUGAAAUGGAGGAAAAAUUCUAAAGCAGGAAGUUGUGUCGCUGGUGGAAAUGGUGCCGGAACGAAUCUAACCCAAUUAUCUUACCCGACAGGUGUAGUUGUCGACCAUUUAGGUAAUAUUUAUAUUGCGGAUUCAAAUAAUAAUCGGAUAGUGCGCUGGAUUAAGGGUGCCAAUAAGGGCAGUAUCGUUGCUGGUGGAAAUGGGCCGGGAAAUGGAACAGAUCAAUUGUGGGCGCCAUAUGAUUUGUUAUUCGAUAAAUAUGGUAAUCUAUAUGUUUUUGAUGCAGGCAAUCAUCGAUUACAAAAGUUUUUUAUUGAAUCAAAUUGA
This is a messenger RNA of Adineta ricciae, 1122 nucleotides long. NCBI's taxonomy places the organism in Eukaryota, Metazoa, Rotifera, Eurotatoria, Adinetida, Adinetidae. The record is from the annotation of a GenBank genome assembly.